Molecule: messenger RNA, 2277 nt
Organism: Engraulis encrasicolus (European anchovy)
Lineage: Eukaryota; Metazoa; Chordata; Actinopteri; Clupeiformes; Engraulidae
Product: zinc finger protein 275-like
Exons: 4
Coding region: 297-1985 (562 amino acids)
Biological process (GO): regulation of transcription by RNA polymerase II
Molecular function (GO): DNA-binding transcription factor activity, RNA polymerase II-specific; RNA polymerase II cis-regulatory region sequence-specific DNA binding
Source: RefSeq, a predicted model, not a curated record
AUGUCAAUGCUGUAGUGAAUAUAACGUGCAAUUAUUUGAUUUAUGAUUGACAACAAAGAUUAAAAAAUGUCAAGUUGUAGCCUGUGUGUGUUUUCAUAACUUAAUAUCAUCUGAGUGUGACCAACUAUCUUUAGAACAUAUUAGCGAAGAGUUACGGUAAUUUAGCUAUUCGUUAGAUUGGCAACCCGGAAGAGAAAGGGGUACUCGAGAAUUGGUCAGAGAGGAAUCGAUGAAUGUUUUCUUCUGCAUUGCACAAAUAAAGUCGGAUACACUUCGUAUUCCUUUUUUUGUUUGCAAUGGCCACAUCCAUAGAUUUUCGUUCACGGAUCUCCUCAGUAAUGGAGGUUUUAUCGAACGCCGCAGUGAUAGAAAUAUGCAAAGUCGUUAAUGAAGGAUGCUCUGUUUUGCUUUUGGAAUUGACCACAACCAAGAAAGAGAACGAGUCAUUAAAAAGCAAAUUAAAAUCAAUCGAGCUUCUAAUAUCUCAGGACGUAGACAGUGGAAAAGAAGGAGUAUCUACAGACAGCAAUAGAGGGAAUUCCACGGACCGUACAUGUAAUGUAACAGCUGGAGCAGGGCAGUCUCUGGGAGGCGACGGAGGCUGUACGCUACAUGAAAGCCAGAUCUCUUCCCACCCUUGCAAAACAGUCAUGGAAAAGACCAUGAACAGUCCAUCAAGACAAUCUCAGGCUCCAGUUGUAAAAGUGGAAAUGACUGAAGACAAUAUAAGAUGUCAGGAGCAACAACAUGAGCAUUACCCAAAUGACAAUAUGUCUACAAUGAGAAAAAGUGAAAAGGCCUCAUCUUUGUUCAUAUUGUCUGAUGGUACUUGUGACCAGAGCUGUGAUGGGAGGACCCCUCUUCCGCUUGCUGAGAGGCCUCUGUAUCAGAGCGAUAGACAGCAGUACAGUCCAGAGACAGACACCCCUCCCACCUUCAACCAAAGCAGGGCCAUGUCAUUGCACGAGGAGAACAGCUCCCUGUCUUCUCAUCCAGACCUUGAGCUGAUAAAUAGCGCUGGCCAGUCGUGCUCCUUUAAUAACGCGUCUUCUCUCAACUCCUUCAUUGGGUGUAAGCCCGGGAUACCCAUAGACUCGAGUGCGUUGAAAACAGAGGAGCAAGAUGAGUGUGCAUGGAGGGAGACGGGAGACUGUUUUGAGUUCCAACUUAAAGGGAGUAAAUUUGACACGGGUGGAAUGGACGAGCCUACAGUCGGCCCUAGAACUGGAGGGGAUGUCCACCUGGGGGCAGAUUACGAAGGCCUUGACUUCAGUGAGUUACCUGACGUUGGUAAAAUGCUAAGUGCAAGGAUGGGCAAGAGCCACUCAACGGCGAUGAGAAGAGAACACCAGCCGUUACCAUGCUACGAGGAUGGUUUUGCCGACUUUGGGCCGACAUCUCACCACAGGCAGGCACAGGCAGACGGCUUCAGCUCUCCCGAACAACUAGGCCACUCUCUGCAGCCAGGUCAUGGGGGGAGGUUGUUCGGCUGCAGUCAGUGUGGCAAAGAGUUUCACCACCUCCACCAGCUGAAGACACACCGCAGGGUCCACACGGGAGAGAGGCCGUACAGCUGCCCCCAGUGUGGCAAGCGCUUCUCCCAGUCGAGCCACAUCAAGAGACACAUGACCGUGCACACGGGGGAGAGGCCUUUUGGCUGCGCACUUUGUGGCAAGAGGUUCUCCCAGUCGUGCAGCCUGAAGGUCCAUCAGAGGGUGCACACCAACGUACGGCCGUUUAGUUGCACCCAGUGUGGGAAAAGCUUUUCGGUCCUCAGCAAUCUGGUUAGACACCAGGCGAUACACAUGAGGAAAAAGACCAAGGGCCAAUUUAUGCCCUCCUACGGUAAUUAUGGAAAUGGACGCUUUCACCCGGCUCCAGGAGUCGUUUCAUCCGUCAGCUUAUCCGUUGAUCAAGAGGUUAGCAAUCCGGUGAGCUCCGGGCGAAGCGGAGCAAUACCAGAGGAAUUCAUGGGGGCAGUGUAGUCAGAAAUAUACCAAUUCACAAAAGUCAGCCAAGAAGAGUAGUAUUUGACAUCUGAAAAUGUGUUUUUUUUUUAAUAGUCCUGGAGCAUUAAACAGCUGAUAUAUAAAGUGAAUGAGCUCUAAAGAUAUUGCAUAGAAUGCAUGUUAAUGUUUCAAUGUUGUAUGGUGUGGAAUCACUUUCUGACCCUCAAGGAAAUUCUGACUGUUAUGUAUUGAAAUGGCAUGUCUACCUCUUUUGUAUAAUCUGCCGCCGUUCUUUUUGUGUGUUAAUAAAGUAUCAAUAACAUGUGCA